CCCCCUCUCCUCCCCUUCCCAUCCCCUUCAAAUUCCUCUCUCUCUCUCUCGAACUCAAUACUUUCGCAUAGAUAUACAUAUAUAUAUAGUGUGAGUGUUUUUACGAGGUAGGUUGUUGAAGACGAUGAGUAACAAUGUGGGUCAGUUCGGAGACACGACAAUGACGAAAGUGUUCGUCGGAGGAUUGGCUUGGGAGACUCCCAAGGAAGCCCUCAGAGACCACUUCGAUGUCUACGGCGAGAUCUUGGAAGCCGUCAUCAUCUCCGACAAGAUCACCGGCCGAUCCAAGGGCUACGGCUUCGUGACGUUUAAGGAAGCCGAGGCGGCUAAGAAGGCUUGCGAGGAGGCCACGCCGAUCAUCAACGGCCGCCGAGCUAACUGCAAUCUAGCUUCGCUCGGAGCCCGACGCCCCAGGUCCGCAUCCUCCGCCAUGCCGCCGCCUCCUGGACAAGGAUCGAACGUUGGACCAAGAUCUCUGUCUCCGGCACCCGGGAGUCACGUGCAGUGGUAUUAUCCAGCGGGAACACCUCCAUCGCCGUUUCAUCAUCAUCAGCAGAUUCAGCACCAUCAGGCCGUUCCUUUCUAUGGGUACACUCCAACCUACAUUGCCACUGAUGUCAGUUACAAUCAUAAGCUAAGCUACACGGGCGGGUCAUACAUGAAUGGGCAAUACUCUCAAGUAUAUCCGGGUCAACCCAUGGUAGGUGGGAACACACUGAUGCCAAUGUACCCUCUCUACCACUACCACCAAUCGCAGACAAUGGGCCUCCCUGCUCACGUGUACUCCCCAACAGCUGUUGGCCCAUUCCCCACAGGCCCAGCCCUCAUCUCAAAGCCCACAUCCUUGGCUCCUACCACAGUUUGCUUGGCUGUGGAAUAGGUACAGUUGGGACUGGUGAAGCUUUGAAAAGGGUGGCUAAGAGGACUUAAAAAAAAAAAUGACAAGAGGAGGAGGAGGGUGGUGGCUGCUCAGAACAACGUUAUUAUCUGAUCUGUGGUGGCUCUUCAAUAUUUUUUCUUUUAUUUAUAUUUUUAUUUUUAGGUGUCUGAUUAUUUAGAUUCAUUCAUUAUCUUCUCUAACAUUGCACUCAUGUAGAGGUUGCAAACAAUGGAAAGAAAUUAUUGUAACAGAAGUCAAUGUGUUGAGUAUUCUCAUGUCUUAUGGGAUAUGCUUUUCAUGGUUCCAUUGAACUUUGCUUCAUAAAUCCUUCAUCUUUAAGUAACAA
Camellia sinensis is the source of this 1226-nucleotide messenger RNA. Its product is annotated as putative RNA-binding protein ARP1. The record is from RefSeq and is a predicted model, not a curated record. Gene Ontology annotation, molecular function: RNA binding. Lineage: Eukaryota; Viridiplantae; Streptophyta; Magnoliopsida; Ericales; Theaceae.